Molecule: messenger RNA, 3321 nt
Organism: Linnemannia hyalina
Lineage: Eukaryota; Fungi; Mortierellomycota; Mortierellomycetes; Mortierellales; Mortierellaceae
Source: the annotation of a GenBank genome assembly
AUGGGAUCCAGCCAAGAACAGAUCAACACGGAUGCCAAGGCCAUGCAGUAUAAUAUGCAGCAGCCCACCAUGGCUCAUCCUCCUACAGCCAUGAAGCUGCAGCAACCAAAACUACGACCAGCCACGGCACCGACCGGCUAUUCUAUCCCGUCCUCUGCUGGGAGUCCCUUCGCCGCUGUUGUUGCUGCUGUUGCCAAGACUGCGUUCGCUCCCGUCAUCACCACCGUCGCCUCGACAAUGUCCACAUCCACCGCGACUGCGACUGCUGUCUCCAUCACAACCCUCGAUCAGCCCUCUUUGUCGUCGACUUUGUUUUCUUCUUCUUUCACUACUUCUCCUACUUCUCCCCCUUCUCUUUCCUUCUCCUCUGACCCCAACUCUACUUCUACCCCCACUUCCACCCUGACCCUUGCUUCCCUCCCUUCCUACCCUCCUCGCCCAGCACAGGCCAAUUCCGCCACUGCCACAAACACUACCUCCAUCACUGCCACACCCUCAACAGCAACAACAGCAACGGUAACAGCACCCUCGCCUCCUUUCACCUCUAACUCUUCAGUCACGGCCUCCUCGGGCUCGACGAUCCGACUAACCUCCAUGACUGUCGACCAAAGCCAGUGGGACCACAGUCCUGGCGGGUUCCCCGAAACCCUAGGUCACACCAACAACGCGUACUCUAAUAACACUCAGGGCUAUGAAUCGACCCUUAGCUCGAAGCAGAGCAGCCUUGACUAUCCCAGGGACGAUGGCUUUUCACAUAUCUCCUUCCUCUACGCCAAUGAAAAACGAUUCGGCGACUUUCACUCGCACUUUAGAACUGUGCCUGAUGACGAAAAGCUGAUUGAAGAUUAUGGGUGUGCGCUGCAAAAGGAAAUUCUCGUUCAAGGGCGUCUCUACAUCAGCGAGAACCAUGUCUGCUUCAAUGCCAACAUCUUUGGCUGGGUGACUACACUGGUCAUUGCAUUCUCCGAAAUCACUGCCAUCGAGAAACGGCUUACGGCCUUUGUUAUUCCAAACGCUAUCAGCAUCGUCACCACAACCAACACCAAGGGCCACUUUUUUGCCUCGUUCCUCUCUCGAGAUGCCGCCCACGAUCUGCUUAUGGCCGCCUGGCGGAAAUCGUUUCCAUGUGCAGCCAACGCCUCGGUCGCCAACAACAGCUACAGCAACGGGUCAUCACGCCAGAGAAGCUCAACCCUCCUGAAUGAUGAAGAUGACAAUACGGAUUCAAUGUCAUUUAUUUCGGGCCGAGGAUAUCCCGAAUCUCGACGGAAUAGGCACAGACGCUCAUUCUCUAAUGCCUCCCAGAGUGCGACCGAUGUUGAGGGAACAGGUAGAGAGGAUGGGUUGUACUGGGGCGGAGACGACAAUGGAGAUGCCAAGGUCCUUGGCAGUGGCAAUAACAGUCUUCGCCGACGUGGAUCCAGGAGGGCUGUUUUCAAGAAAGUGCUCAAAGAUGUGAUGGCACCCAUUAUCUCUGACGACAGCCACAACAAUGCCAUCGACAAUGGCAACGGCUCCAAUGGUUUGCUGUCUCCAAACAGAAUCACUGAUGGACGCAAGACAGGUCGAGGUCGGUCGGUGUCUGAGCUGCCACCAAGACCGGCAUCCUUUGACGGGUCUGGGUCCCGGUCCUCGGCUGAUACGGCGCGCUCUUCUUUUGAUUAUGAAUCACUUUCACCACCACUUCAGCGGGCUCGUGCUGGCACAGAGUCCAUUCCUCAUCGUCGGAACGCCACCGUCCCCGUUCCUAUUUUGGUCGUUCCCAUUGCCACAAACACCUCCAUCACUCCUUCCUUAUCAAUUCAACAGCAGGAUCAACAACAUCAACAUCAAGCGCAACCUGCAUCCAACAGGGGAAUCACCCGCUCACCAACAACUUGCAAAUGCUCCAAGGACAAUCGGCACUAUGCUAACGCAUACAUGAGCGACACUUUCCCUGGAACCCUCGAAUCCAUAUGGAAACUCCUCUUUGACUCUGAUUUCUCCAAAGGCUUUUUGACAUCGGACCUGAUAAAGGGCGCUGAUGUCCAGGAGGAGCCCUGGCAGAAUGCACCUGAUGGUACGACCACCCGUGUGACUCGAUACACUCGAUGGCUCGGCCUGCCAAUUGGACCCAAGACGACCAAGGCGAUUGUCACAGAUGUUUGCGAACACAAGGACUUUGACGACUACAUUACGGUCGUGACCACGACAUCAACACCCGACGUGCCCUCUGGAGGGAGCUUCACGACUAAAGUCAUGACUUGUCUGAGCUGGGCUGGCCCCAAUCAGGUUCUGGUUGUUGUCACUGGAGCAGUCGAGUUUACCAAGAGCAGCUGGAUCAAGGGACAAAUCGAGAAAGGUGCGACUGAAGGGUUGACGUUCCACUACAAGGAGGUGAACCCACGCAUGCGGAAACACAUUGCUUCCCAUCCAGAAGAGUUUGCAAAUGGGUCGUCUGUUCCUGCUGGCCAGGAUACUCAGGCAACUGCAUCGAUCUCUGCAACAUUAGCUGCUCUAGUGGCGCCCUCUGUGGAUACGAAUGGCCAUAUUAAUAGGGCGGAUCAGCAGGCAAAGGAUAUCCAGGAAUCAAGGACACAAGCUUCAGCCGAAAACAGUGACGCCAAACAAUCGACGGCGACAUCAGGAUCAUCGUUGGGCCUGUUCUCGAAGCUCGCGAAGGCACUUGUUUGGGAGUCUGGUGCCGGUGGCAGUAGCAGCAGCAAAGGCGGCAACGAAGAAUCCGACGGCACCGUCUCACACUGGGUUCUGCUCAUGGUGUUGGCGAUUGUGAUGGGAGCCAAUGUCUACAUCUGGUUCCAGAUCUCGAGCGUCUCCCGGCAGAUUGAGCAGAUUCAGAACGACAUACUUUCAGUCGAUCGGGAUCACUCCUAUAACUACCAUGGCCAACACCACCACUCGCCACAGAAGCAUUGGGGAUCACAGGCAUACGAUGAGGCAGGUCAGGACGAGUUUGAGCGGGAAGAGUUAUUUGCGCGGGAGCAGGAGGAUGCGAUGUGGGAAUGGUUGACGGAACGCGAGGCCCGUCAUCAGCGGUACCGCCAGGCGACUGGGGUCUUUAGCGAGAGUCGAGCCAAGGUUGAGAUGAACAGGCGACAACAGUCCCUGCGAGAUCAGGAGCGUAAGCAACAGCAACAGAGAGCACAGGAGUUUUUUGGGUUGACGGAGACAGAGCUCAGACUGCAGGCCAGGAUUGAUGAGCUCCAGGAACAGCUUAUGGUGCUCGACCGUCAGGCAUCGGACAUCAAGAUCGAUAGCCACCAUGUCGAGCAGGAGAUUUCUUCCAACACCGCCACCACCUCCUCCUCCUCCUCCUCCUAG